Diversispora eburnea is the source of this 291-nucleotide messenger RNA. Lineage: Eukaryota; Fungi; Glomeromycota; Glomeromycetes; Diversisporales; Diversisporaceae. The record is from the annotation of a GenBank genome assembly.
GCGGAAUCUUACUCAAAUAGUAAACUGAAGUUUAUUACUGAAAUUUUGUCAGAAUUUUCACCUGUAAAGUUUUACAAGGAAUAUGUGGAGUCUUACAAAUCAAGAAUAGAAGCGGAGGCAGAUUUGUUGUCUCAUCUGAAGGCGUUGAGUAGGGUAGGGAAGAGCAGAGAGAUUCGCAAAGCUGAAAAUUAUAUUGAGUGCUUUGAUGAACUAAUAAACAGUGGAGCAUGUAAUCGAUAUUGGAGUGAUAAGGAUAAUUGGGAUGUACAAUUGGCUAAAAAAUGGGCAUAG